Molecule: messenger RNA, 1857 nt
Organism: Trichomonas vaginalis G3
Lineage: Eukaryota; Parabasalia; Trichomonadida; Trichomonadidae
Exons: 1
Coding region: 1-1857 (618 amino acids)
Source: RefSeq, a predicted model, not a curated record
AUGAUUUCUAAUUCUCCGUUGCAACGACAAGACAAAAAUUCUUCGGAGAUAAUUGAAGAUAUUAUCUUAGAGAAACCAUACUCCGAUGGUGUUUCUGUGAUUCUAUGCCAUAAAAAACGACAUUUUUUGGUAUACCUUUCCAUUUAUGCAAAAAAUAUCCUCCCACCAGAAGAGUAUCAAAUAUUGUUUCCUAAAAUAAUGAAUGGCGUUGAAAAAACACAAGCAAUUAACAAAUUUAUAGCAAUCAGUCAUAAAUUCAAAAAUAUUCCGAUAUUUGCAAUUGCAUAUGCAUCAUAUUUACUUUCAUCUGACGAACGGCCAUUCCUUUACUACGAAAAAAUCGCUAGACACAUCAUAAAUUUCAUAGAAAAUCAAGAUAAUCUUCCUUCUUCAAUUCUCUCUACUUUAAUACCAUUAUCAUUUACAAAAGUCAAUAGCUGUACAGAUCUUUGCAUCAGAAUCCUCAAUACUGUAGUUGAAAUUUUUGGCGCCAAUAUUGUUUUCGAGUAUUGCCUUCAAUAUAUCAAAGAAAUUGAUUCAUCGAUUGUUGUAGACUUUUUCGCGAAUAAUAUAUCACGCUAUAAACUCUCAAAAGAGCUUCAAGAAAAAUAUAUUACAACAUCAGAACUACAGUUAGCAGAUACAAAUUGCCAAUGCCCUCACAGCUGGAAUAAAUUAUAUUCUGUUCUUACUAAUACGAGGAAUAUUCUUCAAAUCCAUGUUCCUUUAACACCAAAUUCGAAAUCCAAUCAACAUCUCCUUGCUCAAUGGCCGAAAUCUAUACUUUCCAAAACCUCAAAGACUCCUCGACCUGAAAGGCAUGCAACAUUUCGUUUCGAUUCAAAUUCUAAACUUACUAUUGAUUCUGACUCCGAUGACGAAUAUUUAACACCCACCAAGAUUUAUACGAAGGAUUCUUUCAAUUCAACUACAAAUUCAUCCUCUCCUUAUUCAACGAGCAUUUCAUUGGCUUCAUCUCCAAGAAGAACACCUCGGAAAGCAUCGAUAAAGCAGCAACCACAAACAGAUGAUAUAUACGAACUUCUCAGAGAAAUAGAAAUCAAUCCGACUGACGAACUCCUGAAAAGAAUUAAAAAUUAUUUAAUUUCGGCAACUUCGCUUCCAGCGAACCUCAACAUCAAGCAAUUAUUCAUAGAAUCUAUGGUAGCGUUCAAGAGACCUGAAAUGCAACAAGAUAUCUACAUUCUUGUUUCAAGAUUGCAUGCGCUUGUAAAUCCACAGGAUAUGCUUGAUGUUUACCUUGGAAUCAGAUCUCUGAUGUAUAGUAAGCGCAAGAAGAUCAAUAUUUCUGAUGUUGAUAUGCAUUAUCUGUCGUUUUUACGUUUGCAUUCCCAAGAUUUGGAAGAAGGAUAUCCACAAACUCUCGAUGAAGUUAAUGUUGAUGUUCACAAUGAAUUGAUGAGUGGUUUUGAGCUUUUAACUCAAUGGGAUACGAGUUAUGCAGGAAUUGUGAAGAUUUACGAUGUUUUAAAGCAGGAUCCAACAUUAAACAUCCUGGAUUAUUUCGAUCCAAUAGAAGAUCCAUUUAAGUCAUUUUUAAUCACUGGUUUGGACAGAUCUGCAUCUGCUGACAAUUUCGUUGAUUUACAACCAACAAUAGAACUCCUUAAGCAAAGAAUGGAUGAAGGAAAUGCUGCUGAUAUUCUCGAAGAGUCAAUGGACAGAUUAAACGAGAAAAUGCUUGAUGCAAUCGCGAAAACUUCUCCUGAUGGGGAGAAAAAGAAAAUUCCUCGGUUUGUGAAGACUCCUUCGAAUGUAAUUAUAAAGUUCAUGUCUUCUGAUGAAGAAGAUGAAGACACAACAGAAGAAAACGAAAAUUCAAUUAAUGAAUAUUAA